AUGGUGCUCAUCAAGGAAUUGUGAGUGGCCGGAGCGGGGAGGGGGAGGGGAGGGGUCCUUCCUCCGGCCUCGCCCCCCAGCGCCGCCCCCGCCCGACUCCCCCCGACGAAGCCCCGAGGCGCUCAGGGGAGCCAGGCGGAGGGACGGAGGGAGGCGGCGGCCGGCCCUGGGGCGCCUCCUGCGCUUCUCGGUGGCUUCUGCGCGGUUGGGGGGGGGGGGGAGAGCGCUAGUCUUGAAGUCCAGGCCGGGCCGGCUUGUAUUUUGCUAGCUGGCCGGGUUUCGUGUGGGCUUCUCCGUGAGAGAGAAACUCGGUCGAGCAGAAGGGGAAGAUCGCUGGGAAGGCAAGUCGCCUCCACUCCUGGCGAGCCCAGGGGCCGCACCUGCGGGGAUGGGUUGAUGCCAGUUCCCCUAAGAAAAGCAACAGCUUCAAUUCCAGACAAUGUCAGAUGGUAUUUAACUAGAAGAAACGCGAACUUUCUGUCUGGAGGCAGGAAUAUUUUCCUAUCCAUGUGGAGCUUUGCUCACUCAUAAGGAACUUGGGGAGGGCGUUUAAGACCCUUUUUGAAACGUAUGUUGAGUGGGAUACAUAAAGUUAAGCAGAAUUUAGAUCCUUCUGAGCCUUGCUGGACACUAUCCUGUAGAGUGAGCUGCUUUGGGUUGUUCCUAUUUUAUUUCAGGGAAUACGGGAUCCAGUGAGCAUCUUGUGCUAUUGACUGGGCAGCACUUGCGUUAUAGAAUUCCUGUAAUGUACCUGAAUGUUUCGUAUUGGAGCCAAACUUCAUUACAGGGUUGCAGUCACAAACACUUUUGUGGAAAGGUUUAUCCACAGGGAUGAUAGUUGAUUCCAAACCCCAGUGGUGAAAUGUGAAGUUAUCAUCUAGGUUUAAUCAGUGAUACUGAAGAAAUGAGCCCUUAGGCAUGCUUCACUAAGUUCAUUGAUGCAAUCCAGUGUCUGGAUCUGUGCAGGAGAGAGCUUUGCGUCCUGCUGAACCUAUUACUUUAGCUAGGAGUUGUCUUUUUUAGUCUCUGCUGUUCAAUGAUGCGUGGGGGAAGGGGGAAAGAGGUGGAGGGGGAAUGGGGGUUGGGGUUGGGUGGCAAUGCUUCUACAGUCAUACCUCAGGUUGAAGUAGCUUCAGGUUGAGCUUUUUCGGGUUGCGCUCCGCGGCGACCCAGAAGUAACGGAAUGCGCUACUUCCGGGUUUCGCCGCUUGCACAUGCGCAGACACUCAAAAUGACGUCAUGCGCGGAAGCAGCGAAUCGCGACCCAAGCAGACGUGGGCUGCAUUCGCUUCAGGAUGCGAACGGGGCUCCGGAACGGAUCGCAUUCGUAUCCAGAGGUACCACUGUAUUCUACUUAGUGAACGUGGGGGUUUUGUGUCAGCAUCAGCUGUGUGGGUUCUCUUUACUAUUCGCUUGUGGUGAGAGAGUUUAGGGGUGGCCCAGGGUGUGGUUGUCUUUGAUUGACUGUAGUGAAAUCUGUUUUUGUUUGUGAGUGGGGUGUGUGUGUGUGGUUUUGGAACAGGUUAGCCAGAUUGAUUUGUAUGCUGUUGGUGGGUUCUUGCUGUUAUCUUGUUGUGUAUGUGAUAAAGGGUAACUAUGCCGGGGUGAAGACGUCUUCUUUGAUUUUUCCCCAUGGCAGUUUCAGUUUGUUGGUUAGUUUUUCUAAUAAGACUGUUUUGCAUACUAUUUGAUACCAUUACUCCUGACAGGUCUCUCCAGUGUCAGGGUUUGAUGCGUCUGGCUGCUGAGAGAGUAGGUGGGUUAUGAGCUCCUUGUGAUGUGAGUGGGCAUUGUCUUGGAAGAUGUUUAGUAGGGCCAGUUCUGGGGUGACUUGUAAUACUUGCUUAGUUAUUUUGCAUAUUUCUUGUAUGAUUGAUGUCCAUAAGAGUUGGAUUUUAGGAUGUUCCCAUCACAUGUGGAGGUAUGUGCCUGUGGAGGUGCAUCCUCUCCAGCAUUUUGGUGAGGCUCCGGGGCGUAUUAGUGUUUGUGGUUUUAGGUACCACCUGUAAGUGAGUUUCAGAGUGAGUUCUUUUCUUUUCACUGAUACAGAUUUAAAGGGAGGUUUAGACCACAUUCUGGUCCAUUGGGUGGGGUUAAUCUCAAAGCCUAUGUCAUCCCCCCAUUGUUUUUUUAUUACAUUUAGGGGUUUUGUGGGAUUUUGGAGUAGUAUUUUGUAUAUUGCGGAUACCAUCCCUUUGCCAUGUUUUCGAAGGUUGUCAGGAGCCUAGUUGCUGCUGACUUUACUACUGGAUUGUUUAAGAGGGCAUGUAAUUGGUGGUGUGUUAGCCAGGCCAUUUGGGUGUCCCCUAGUUUGUCUUGUGUUUCUUGUGUUGAUAUGGGUUUGUUAUUUUUGUAGAAAUCUGUUAGGUGGUAUAAGCUUUGGUUUGCCAGGUUUUUAUCUGGAGGUUUUGUGCUGCAUGGUGGAAUAGCAAGUGGUGUGCCAGGGGAAUUAGUGGGGAUGGGGUUGGGGAUAGUUUACCUAUUUCUUUCCAUUCUUUAAGCAUGGUCUGUGUGAACCUGUUUAGUGUUGUGGGGAUUUCCCUUAGUUUGUUUGGGUAUGCUGUGGUGUGGGUAUUUUCAGUUGUAUUCCUCUCCAGGUGUACCCAUUGUUUUGUCUCGUCUUACAGGAUGUAAGGGAUUAUGUGGUGAACUUGGUUGGCAAUGUAAUACGCUUCUAUGUUUGGGGUUACCCAUCUUUCUUCUGAGGAGGGGAGGUGCAGGUAUUUGGGGCUUAUUCUUGUUUUUUUGUGAGAGAAGAUAAAUGAGUGUAAUUUUCUCUGCCAUUUGCAAAGUUGGGCUGGAGGAAUCCAGACUGGGAGGGUUUGGAAUAGGUAUGUUAAUUUUGGGAGGGUGAUAAUUUUGAUCAUGGCUAUUUUGUGUGAGAGAGUGAAGCUGGUGUUGUUCCACCUCUUCAGGGCUUUGUUGAUUUGUCACCACAAGGGGUUGUAGUUGUGGAGGUAUAAUUUGUUGAGUUUUCUGGUUAUUUCUACCCCUAGGUAUCUGAACUUGGUGCGGCAAAGUUUUAUGUUGGUAAUGCUGGUGAAUUCUUUUUGGGUAUGGGGCAGCGGCGUUGAAGCACAUAGCCUCAGACUUUGCAAAAUUUACCUGUAGGCCUGACACCUUUGCAAAUGUGUUGAGUUCAACACACAUCAACAUUCUACAUGUCUGGAUAGGUUUGCCUAAACAAAAAUGUUUUAGCAGGUGCUGAAAAAGAGUACAGUGAAGGCACCUGCCUGAUAUCAGUAGGCAGGGAUCCAUUUCAAUCUAGGUUCAGGUGUGGUAUUUAGAGAUGAGAAGGCCUGGAAAAAACCUGGAAAAAUGAGGGGGAACCAGUCCCCCCCCUUUUCCCCAAUAGAUGGAUAUAAAGGACAAAGGAGGCUUUUCCCCACCCGAUCUGAAAUUAUACUAUGAGGCAGCCUGCUUCACAUGGCUGAAAGACUGGUGCAUGCUGCAGGACCCAGAGCUCCUAGAUUUGGAGGGCUUCAAUAAUCGAUGGGGACGGCACGCUUACCUGAUAUACAGGAAAGCCAAAGUCCAUAAGUUCACAAAUCAUAUAAUAAUUUUGCAGUCUAGGAGAAAUAUAAAGACCUGUUGGAGCCCAAAGUCCCGUGGUGGACUUCCCCAAUAGAAACCUCUGCGGUGAAAAGGAAAAAUACCCAGGAAAUUUGGCCAACAUACAAAACACCAGAUAACCAACUAAAACUAAAAAGUUUUGAGGAAAUAAGAGAGUUCAUUGCAGAUUGCUUCCAAUACUAUUAGGUAUAUGAAAAAUUCAAAUCUGAUAAACAAAAGGGUUUUGCACUAGAAACUUCUCGACUCGAAUCUGAGCUAGUAAAUUCUAAAACAAAAAACCCCUUUCAAAAGUAUACCAACUCCCCCUUGACUGGGAAGUCAAGGAGGGGGAGGUUACAACGACCAUGGUUAAGUGAUUACAAGACUUUGGGCACUCAGUAACUAUGUCCCAAUGGGAAAACAAUUGGAAAUUUACAAAUUGUUAUUCCUUAAGAGAGAAUUUCUUAAAAAUGCAUCACCGAUGAUACUUAACACCCUGAAAACUCUCGAAGAUGUAUAAAGGUGUCCCAAGCUAAUGGGUGGGAAAAGGGCACCAGAGUCGUGGAAAGAAGCGUAUAUUACACUUGUACCGAAAAUAGAGACUGAAAAGACCCAGCUUAAGAACUACCGCCCCAUAUCACUGCUCAAUGUGGAUUACAAAAUCUUUGCAGACAUUUUGGCUAAAAGACUAAAAAGAGUCCUAAUGGAAGAGAUACAUAAAGAUCAAGCAGGCUUUCUCCCGGGUAGACAUUUGUCUGACAACGUGAGAAACAUAAUCAAUAUUUUAGAAAAACUACAAGUGAAUAUAAAUACCAAGGCAGUUUUGAUAUUUGUGGACGCGGAGAAAGCCUUUGACAAUAUUUCUUGGAGUUUCAUGAAGAAGAACCUACAGGGGAUGGGGGUAGGCCAAGGCUUUGAAAACGGUAUAAGUGCAAUUUAUUCAGAACAAAAGGCUAAAUUAAUUGUAAAUAACGUGGUGACGGAGGAAUUUAAGAUAGAAAAAAGGGACACGACAAGGUUGCCCAAUCUCCCCAUUGCUAUUUAUAUCGGUCCUGGAGGUCCUGCUGAAUAUGAUUAGAAGGGACCAAUUGGUUAAAGGUAUACAAGUCGGAGCUAAACAGUACAAAUUGAGAGCAUUUGCAGAUGACUUAGUAUUGACAUUGCAGGAGCCAGAAUCUAGUACUAAAAGGGUUUUGGAACUGAUUCAAGAAUUUGGUCAGGUUGCAGGAUUUAAAUUGAAUAAGUUAAAAACAAAGGUCUUAGAGAAAAACUUAACUGUGAUUGAGAAAGAGAGGUUUCAGAAUGAGACAGGUUUAACAGUGGUUAAGAAAGUGAAAUACCUGGGGAUUAACAUGACAGCAAAAAAAUGGGAAUCUAUUUAAAGACAAUUAUGAAAAAUGCUGGCCUGAAGUGAAAAAAGACUUAGAAAUUUGGUCAAAUUUGAAGCUUUCACUGCUAGGCCGUAUUGCUGCGAUAAAAAUGAAUGUAUUGCCUAGAAUGUUAUUUCUCUUUCAAACAUUGCAAAUUUUGGACAAAAUGGAUUGCUUCAAGAGGUGGCAGAGAGAUAUCUCUAGAUUUGUCUGGCAGGGCAAGAAGCCUAGAAUAAAAUUUAAAAUAUUAACGGAUGCAAAGGAAAGAGGUGGAUUUGCCCUGCCAGACCUUAAACUUUAUUAUGAAUCAGCAGCUUUCUGCUGGCUGAAAGAAUGGCUGCUUCUUGAAAACACAGACAUUUUGGACUUAGAAGGUUUUAAUAAUGUAUUUGGAUGGCAUGCAUAUUUGUGGUAUGAUAAGAUCAAAGCACAUAGAGCAUUUAAAAAUCAUAUUGUCAGGAAAGCAUUGUUUAAUGUCUGGAUAAGAUAUAAAGACCUACUGGAAAAUAAAACCCCAAGGUGGCUGUCACCGAUGGAAGCGAAAGCUCUGAAAAAGCUCAAUAUGGAGGUCAAAUGGCCGAAAUAUUGGGAAAUUCUGGAACAAGAGGGAGAUAGACUGAAAUUGCAGAGCUUUGAGAAACUAAAAAACAAAGUGCGAGAUUGGCUUCAUUAUUAUCAGAUAAUGGAGGCAUACAGUUUGGAUAAGAAAAUAGGUUUCCAGGUGGAAAAAUCAAAAUUAGAAACAGAACUGUUAGAACCCAAAACUAAGACUUUGUCAAAGAUGUAUAACUUGCUGUUGAAAUGGAAUACUCAGGAUGAAACGGUGAAAUCUGCUAUGAUUAAGUGGGCACAAGAUGUUGGACAUAACAUAAUGAUGGCUGACUGGGAACAGUUAUGGACCACAGGUAUGAAGUUUACGGCAUGUAAUGCCUUAAGAGAGAAUAUUAUGAAAAUGAUAUACAGGUGGUACAUGACACCAGUCAAGCUUGCAAAAAUCUAUCACUUGCCCGAUAAUAAAUGUUGGAAAUGUAAAGAGACUGAAGGUACAUUCUUUCACCUUUGGUGGACAUGCCCAAGGCUUUCUGGGAGAUGAUCUGUAAUGAAAUGAAAAAGGUAUAUAAAUAUACCUUCCUGAAGAAACCAGAGGCCUUUCUCCUGGGCAUGGUCAGCCAAUUGGUGCCAAAGAAGGACAGAACUUUCUUUAUGUAUGCCACAACAGCAGCAAGAAUACUUAUUGCAAAGUAUUGGAAGACACAAGAUUUACCCACUCUGGAAGAAUGGCAGAUGAAGGUGAUGGACUAUAUGGAACUGGCGGAAAUGACUGGCAGAAUCCGAGACCAGGGAGAAGAGUUGGUGGAAGAAGACUGGAAGAAAUUUAAAGACUAUUUACAGAAAUAUUGCAAAAUUAAUGAAUGUUAGAAUGAUGUCAGAAUGAAAUUAAGUGGUCUUAGCAGCAAUGUCAUAAAGGUGUAUGUACAAACGGAUUGUUAACAGAUGAGAAUCUAAAGUUAUAAUACGUUAAGUUAAAGGAUUAUGACAAAAACAAAGAGGGAAAGGAAUUGCUGAAUUAACUAAUAUAACUGGAAUACAAAAAAGGGAGGUGUGAGGAAGUCAGGGAAGUAAGGAAAUGAAAUGUAAGUUAUGGAAAGAACGAUGUGUUUUUGUUUUUUUAAGUGUUUUCUAUUUUGUUUUGUUUUUUGUUUUUUAUUUCUUUUUAUUUUGCUUUCUUUUUUUUUCUUUUUAUAUAUGUAUUUUUUUCUUUGAAACUUUAAUAAAUAUCAUUUAAAAAAAAAAUAAAGGUGUCCCAAGCAAUUGUUGGAGAUGCGGAGAUAAAUCAGGUACUCUCCAUCCCAUGUGGCGGCUAUGUAAGAAAAUCCCGGUAUUUUGGGAGAGCAUCCAUUCAGAAUUACAAAAAAUGCUAAAGAUCUCCUUUAACAGAAAACCAGAACCCUAUCUUCUGGGAGUUACAGAUUUGGAUAUCCUCCCAAAAAUGAAGGGUGUUUUUUUAUAUGCUAUGGUUGCAGCAAGAGUUCUUAUUGCUGCAAAAUGGAAGAGUGAUAAAAUCCCCUCUAUUCAUGAAUGGACUCAAAAAUUGACAGAAUAUGCAGAGUUAGAUAGUCUAUCAGAAAAAUAAAGAAUAAACCAAAACAGGAAUUUGUCUCAAAAUGGGAGGUGGUCUUUAAAGUAUAUUUGAAAAAUAAUUACAGCAGUUUAAACUCUGUUGCUUUAAGAAAGACAUGAGAUCUUAGACAAACUAAGGAUUAGUUAAAUUAUGAUAAAAGUGUGUAUUGGUAACAAGUAAUAUAUAAUUGAAGUAAGGAAUAGACGGGAGGUCGGGUCUAUAGUUCAAAGGCCAAAUCUUGCUUUAUUGUUUUGUAAAUAAUUUUGUGUUCGUUAUUAUUUUCAUUUGUAUUUUUAGUUUUCUUCCUUUUUUUCCUCAGUGUGUCAACAAAAAAGCAAAUAAAAAUUUAAAAAGAAAAAAACGGCUUUGGGAGAAAAACGGGGGGAAACUGGUUUCCCCUCCCAUAUUUUCCGGUUUCCCCCCAGGCCUUCCCAUCUCUAGGUAUCCUAAACUGGAUCAGUUGAGUGGGCAUGGUUUAUAGUGUUUCCACUCCUACCUCCAGAUAUUUAGUGGCACAUUUUCACAAGCCCACCAUUAAAGUGCCACUAAAUAGCUGCAGAAAAAAUAACCUGGUGCCCAGGCAAUCAGAUCCAGUGUUGCCUCUGGUGGAGGGGAAGGGAGAAAAACCCAGGAAAGAAGAUCGCCCAUAUCCUUGCAGUUCUCUGAAGGGGUGUGUGCCUUUGGUGCUUCCCCUUAUGAGGACCUGGCAUUAGUGACAAGCCCAGUCAAAAUCCCUGGAAGUCAGAGGGUGGGGGGACUGAAGUGGCAGAUUAAGCUGAAAAGGGCUGAAAGGAAAAGGAGCCAGGGGAGUCUUUCCCCACAACCCUGCUGCUUAUCUCUUUCUCGGACAUGUGAGAAAAGCAGCACCCCCAUAAAAUUGCAUAUUUACUUAUAUGUAUAUAUCUGUAUAUAUAAUUAACUAUAUUGGGACGUGGGUGGCACUGUGGGUUAAACCACAGAGCCUAGGACUUGCCAAUCAGAAGGUUGACGGUUCGAAUCCCCAUGACGGGGUGAACCCCCGUUGCUCGGUCCCUGCCGAUCUAGCAGUUUGAAAGCACACAGUGCAAGUAGAUAAAUAGGUGCUGCUCCGGCAGGAAGGUAAACGGUGUUUCCAUGUGCUGCUCUGGUUCGCCAGAAGCGGCUUAGUCAUUGCUGGCCACAUGACCCAGAAGCUGUCUGUGGACAAAUGCCGGCUCCCUCGGCCAGUAAAGCGAGAUGAGCGCCGCAACCCCAGAGUCCGCGACUGGACCUAACAGUCAUGGGUCCCUUUACCUUUAAUUAACUAUAUUAAUAGUAUAUAUUAAAUAUAUUGAACACUUUAAUUUACAGUAUGAAAAUUUAAUUCAGUAUAUGGCCCACAGGUUCUGUGUCCAAGUCCUCUUGCAGCCCACUUGGUAUGAAAAGUUGGAUAGCCCUUUUCUAGAACAAAAAACACUGCAAAGCUUAUUAGCCAAUUCUUGUUUGUUUUCAGGGCAGGAUUUGAGCUUUCUUGUAGUUGAGUGAAACUGUUCCACCCCUUGCACCAAGAAACUGUUUUAUCUGCAAACAUAAAUCCUUAGCCAGCCUUGUACUGUUGUGGGCUCUUCCUCUUGCCAGCCCUCUUUCGAAGUUGUCUUACAUGCAUGGCCUCUUCUCUUUUGUCUUUCAGCCGUGUGGUCCUGCCCUGCUCUGUCCAAGAGGUACGUGUCUCCCUGCCCCGUUCCCCUGGUGAUCAAAUUUUUAUUUGGAUUGAAUCAAGUUAGAAGCUGCCUGCUGCUUUUCCUGGCAACGGUUGCCCCAUCCUUCCGAAAAUGGAUCGGCUGUCACCGCCCAGAGAAGUGUCACCAAUCCUUUGCUGCUCACAAGGGCCUGGCAGCUGCUUCCUUGUUAUUUGGGAUUAUGUGACUCUGGUUACUGGUGAAGAUAUGAGUUUCCAGCCAGCUCUCGACUCCCCUUCAGCCCAGGAAGAUGAGGGUGUGAAAAGGGGCUGGGGUUCCCCCUGGCCCUGUGCUUGGAUGGGCAAGGCAGUUCGGCAGGCAAACAUUUAUCUGCCUUUGAAGAUGGUUCAGCUGCCUGGAUGUUUGUGUUCAGAGGACAUGAAACUGGUUCUGUGUCAGAUACUUUGGCUACCUGCUUUCUUCUGUGAUAAAUUGACCCUUAAAGCUGCAAGCCAGGAGUGCCAGUCCUGCAGCCUGUGGGCCAGAUUUAGCCAACCAUAUCAUAGGAAGUGGCUGGCAAAUGCCAGCUUUAUACUCAGAGUAGAAAUAGUCCUCUGUCUGCUUGUUAAUAGUGAAAUGCAGUAUUGCUAGCCACCUCAUCUCUUAAGUGGGUGUGUGGAGAAAGGCUUCUUUUUAAUUUGCACAGAAUGAUUUACAAAACAAAAGGCAGUGUUUCCAGACAUACCCAAGUGCUGGAUUGGGGUGGGCUAGAAGUGCUCGGUGGGGUUGGGAGUGGGUGCUUUGCUCCUGCAUGACUGGUGAGUUUAUAUAUUUGUGUGUGUGUAUGGAUUUAUUUUGGCUGUGUCUGCCACUGGGGUGUGGCCCUUUAAAAAAUGACUGGCUGUCAGUGCCACCCUUGGGCCCCCAUUCCUCCCUGAAUGCCUUGGGGCCAGAGUGCUUAAGGCUCACCUGCCCAGGUGCCAAGCACCAUCACAGGGGCUCUGCUACGGUUACCAUUGGUGGAUACAAAAGACAGAGUCCUUUUCAGUGGAGGCUACAGAUCUGUGCAUGUCCCUCCCUCCCAGAAGGAGGUCUGUCUCUGACUUCUUCCCUGACUGCUUCUAAGUGGGCUUUAAACAUGAUAUUUUAACCUGCCUUUAGCUGAAGCUUUAAACUAACAUGUUCAUUGAUCUUUAUUGGGAAUUGUUUUGCUUUUUUAAAAAUUAGACAUGUUGUAAAAUGUUCUUAAGAACGAGUGUAAGCCGUCUUGGGAAACAGUUUUCUCUUGAGCCUUAGCAGAGAUCUCUUGGUGAAUGGUAGUUCUGUAUGUGGGGUGCCAGGAGAACCUCUGGCUGUAUUGGAGCAUGGGGUUUUAUUGGCCAAAGAACAGAGCAUUGUGGGGACAACAGCAAGGGGAACUCUUGUGGGGUUUCCCUUAUGCUGGGCUUUCCCAGCCAUCCCAUAAAUAUCACAGUUAUGUGUGGUGGGCUGCUGAAAGAUACGAGGCACUUUACAAAAAAAGAAUCUUAACAUUCCUUUCUCCUCCCCCCCCCCCUUAGUAUCAAGUUGGACAACUUUAUUCUGUGGCUGAAGCCAGUAAAAAUGAAACUGGUGGUGGUGAAGGGAUCCAAGUCUUAACCAACGAGCCUUAUGAGAAGGAUGGCGAAAAAGGACAGUAUACGCACAAGAUUUACCACCUGAAGAGGUAAGAGAAGGGGCUGCUUGCAGAGAGGUGUGCCUGAAAGAGUGGGGUGACUCAGCCUUAAUCCCUGAUAGGCAGCCUGGGGGCUACAGGAGCUUCCCUUUCUGAGUGCCCCCCUCAGCUUCCACUCUUGAGGGCACGACAGAUAUCAGCAGCUGGGGUGGGCUGGAGAGACAUCCUCCUUCAGACUUGAUGACCUUUCCUUGUCCACCAUACCUCCCUCCCUCCGACCUUGUUGGCAAUGCGACACUCUUGGAAAGAGGCAGAGCUGAGCCCCUGACUUUAGUACAACUGUAUUUGCCAUUGCUGAGGCUGUGCAUGCCAUAGAAUGUGUUUGUGUAAGGGAUGCCUCUUGGAGCAGGUGCCUGGACCAUACUUCACUUGGCAAGGCUCACAUCUGACAUCCCACUUUGGUUUGUUGCAGCAAAGUUCCUGGGUUUGUGCGGAUGUUUGCUCCAGAAGGUUCGUUGGUAUUCCAUGAAAAGGCCUGGAAUGCCUAUCCUUACUGCAGGACGAGUGAGUCUCCUUUCCCCAUUCUUUGGCUAUGUGGUUUCAAAGGUAUUCAAGCAAAACACCACUGUGGGGCCGGGCCAGGCAGGAAAAUAAUCUGCCACUUCAGUCCCCCACCUCCACCCUCUGACUUCCAGGGAUUUUGACUGGGCUUGUCACUAAUGCCAGGUCCUCAUAAGGGGAAGCACCAAAGGCCUGAACCCUUCAUAGAACUGCAAGGAUAUGGGCGAUCUCAAACUCUUCAGAGUUGUCUGCAACUGGGAUUGCUUUCAUUGGAGUUGUGGCUCAGUUCUGACCUGUCUGAAGUUAUAAAGAGCUGCUUUCUCAGGCGGGGCGCGGGUUGCUUGUGACCGUGGCUCAUGCAGUGUGUGCCUUAGCCUGGACCUGGACCUUAGCAGGAGCCACAUGUGUCUGUGAGAGAUCACACCAAGCACCAAUCAAACAAGGGGUUCUUAAGCUGUGAUGUCCAGAGGGGCUUUUUUGCAGUUUGCAGUGCUUUGUUUUAUUUGUUUUUAGCUCAUAUCUUUUCAUGAUGCCUGCUUUGAUGCUGUUUGUAUUUUAGUAUUUCACAAGUAACCUUGAAUAUGGUUUGUUAGAGUGGCCAACCUGCCUUUUCACAAUGCAGCCACCAGAAUUGAACACAGUAUUCCAAGUUCACCAUACGUUUGGAUAACAGCAUUAUGAUGUGGUGGUGGUUGUUUUUUAAGUUAAAUUACUCUCAUUUAUUAAGUUAAAAAGCACCAACAUUUCAUUGAGGCCUAAGCUCUUCCUCCAUCACAAACUCAAAUCUGGCUGCAAUUUUUGAAAAGGAUCUUGACUUCUAAAAAAGGAUUCAGCAUUUAGGGAAUUCCAAGAUGCAGGAUAGAGACACGUUCAGAGCAGGCUAACAACCUCAAGGGAUCCCUCUCUGACGUUUGGGAGAUCUCUCCUCUCCCAGGGUUCUCUUCUUGCAAGCCUAAGAGGGGGAAUGAGCAGCAGGGGUGGCUGCCCCAGCGAUGGGAGAGAGGGUGCACGUGGGGAUGGACUGGGGGUGUCAAGGGCCAUGGCAAUCCAGCUGAGGGUGAGGAGGGAACCACCAUAAGGUGCUGCCUUGGUCAGGACCAGGUCCCCUGUCACUGUGUAGUAAUACAGGGCGCCGGAGAACAUGCCCAGGGAUAGGAGGCUGCCAGCCAUCAAGGGAUAGCGGCUGUGGGGCACAGCCAGGAGACCAGGCUGUGGAGGAAGUGAUAUUUGUUGGCUGUCUCAUAGAGCUCUUUUAAGUAGACAUCCUGGUCACUCUGAGGGAAACCAUGAGCCCUGUAGGUGGCUGCCCUGACUGCCGCAGUCCCACUCAGUGCUCCAAGCCAUCGGAAAAAACCCCCAGCACCUGCAGCCAUUCUUAUCCCCAAGUGAAAAUGUAUCCACUGCAUUAUGAUGUUGACGUUAUUUUAGAUCUCUAUCACAUCAAGUUUUAUUUAUUUAGGUUGUAUACUGCCCUAUACCCGUAGAGCGCAGGGUGGUUCACAACAUAAAAUUGCAAUACCAAAAAAGACAUAAUAAAAACAAAGACAACCUAAUAACCCCCCUAGUACUUUCUAGCCCUCAGGUACAGAAGCUGUUCUUAGGCAAAAGUUACUUAUAUUUGUUGUGAGACCAGCAAUUUCACCCUUGAGUUCUGUAAAUAAGAAUGUUGAGAUACAUUCAUACCUGUUUGUCUCCCUUUUCUUUUUCUUUCCAUGUCUUGGUGGGCUUCAGUUGUAACGGUGAGUACUAUGUUUCUCUUGGCUUGUGAAUAGGCUGAACUGUUGGCACCUUCGAAGCUUUUUAGCUCUUCUUGGUUGAAUGUAGGCACCUGGGUCCUCAGUGUGAGGUCCCUCUAUGAGGGGUUCAAUCUUUCAGGUGCAGUCCUGCUUCUAUGAUAGUACUCAACAGUAGAGUUACCACCCCUCCCCAUGACAGCCAUUUUGUGCUGGUGCCCACAAUGUUUUUAUCAAGGUAUGAGUACAGGCACCUCAUUUUUUUAAAAAAAAAAACAGCACUCUUACCUUUCUCUGAAAAUGGUUUCCCUCCUUCACAGCCUUCAAUCAGCAACACAUGCCACAUUCUGCUCUGUGAGAGCUAAACUGGGGGUGGUGGGUCAGACAAAAGUUUUAGUCUGUGGUGUGUGUAACACUUCCCCACUUGCCAUCACAAUACAGCUAAAAUAAUAAAGUGGGGUGACGUUCUGGAGCUUGCCUGUUUGGGCAUUGCUGCGGUGUCCCCUCCCCAACACGGAUGUGGUAGCUGUGGCCAGGAUCCUACAAGGAUGGGCUGGAGGGGAGUCUUCUCUAGUUCAUGUGGGUUGCUUAGUGGAGGGUAAGUGUGUAAGGCAGGGUGCAGAGACUGCUGCUCGGGGCGGGGGGAGUCAUUCAUGAUGGAGUUCCAUGUUUAUUUUAUGUAGGUAUUGCCCAAUAGUUAGGCAGCUUACAGUAACAAUAAUAUAAAAUGAUAAACAAUAAAAUAAAAAGCAGGGAAUUUAAUUAGGCCAACCUCAAAACAAAACACCCCAUUGGUGGUCUGCCUACAAAUGUUUGCCUGCCCUGUUACGCAGGAGGGUUAGGGAGGGUGGAGAAAGGUGCUUUGCCCUACCUGCUCUGGGCAGUGCUCUCCUCUGAAUCUGCUGUUGUGGGGUAUAGGGAGGGGACAUUUGCAGGAAAGAAUCUGGUUGGUUGGAAGCUUCAAGCAUUCUCCUGCUUCCUGACAGUUCUCUUCCUCCACCACACAUGUACUUGCCUUUGAGUUGGGGGUGGGAAUCAGGUUUGCCUCCCCCCAUCCCUGAUUGUCUCUCUAAAGACCAGAUGGAUAUAUUGCAAAAGACUGGAAGAGGAUUUACAAAUGAACCACAUUAGUUACUGCCUUAUUUAUCUUUUAUCUUUGAUAGAAUGA
Podarcis lilfordi (Lilford's wall lizard) is the source of this 13797-nucleotide messenger RNA. The record is from the annotation of a GenBank genome assembly. Lineage: Eukaryota; Metazoa; Chordata; Lepidosauria; Squamata; Lacertidae.